CUUCUAUGAUGCGAGGCUCUGGUGUCUCCCCCUCCAGCCUGUUGAUACCCAUCGCUUCAGCUUAGAAAUCCAUUUCCCUAGACCCUCCUUGUCUCUUCCCUCCUCCGUGGACUAAUUCAUAUCUGUUGAAGUCCGCAAACUCCGAUCUGCCCGUGUCAUUGUUGGUCUCCCGCCAUCACAUCACCGUUUCACACCGUACAAUUCGUUCCAGCGUAUCUCUUUCUUUGUCAACCACUUUUAUUUCGUUGUUUCUUUCGUGCCCUGCUACUGAUUCUUCCGUUUUUCAUUGGUGUCAUUUCUCGUCGACGGAGGUACCAGGCGCGACAGCUGUCCAUCUGUGCUAGUGCCUCUGUGAUUGUGCAGCCCGCAGACUGCCCGCUCUAAUAGCCCGUUGAGGGGCCGUCCCGUCAUAUCACACCAGUCCUCGAGAAAAGACCAAAGAAGCCAGCCAAGAUGUUUAACACGCAUUCUGGAGAAAUGUUUGGACGCAGCUUCCGCCGCGAGCCCCCGGUGACAACUCUACACAACGUAGCUUUCUCGGGUCAAUUAUCCCAAGAUACAAGCGCAGUACAAUCUCCCCAUGACUCCCAUGAUCCCUCAAGGAGUCCCAGUCAAGACAGAGGGGGUACCUGGGGCGAACAUGACGUCGGUGGACCCGUCAGUCGCGAGGAGGCUAUGGCCGACUACCUGGAGAUGAGAAAAGAACUUACCAGACUUAGCUUGCAACGGACGAGAACGCGAGACUCCGCGGCUACAAGGCCCAAAAGCCGGAUCUCAAGACUGCGGACAGCACCUUCACUCGCCAGGACAAUUUCCAGAUCUUCAAGAGCUGACAGCCUAGCAACUGUUUCAACUGCGGACGAGGAGGCAGCCCCUGAACCAGUGGGAGAAGAUGACCUAGACCUGGGCGCCUUCCUGAAAGAUGGGCAUUUCGAAAAGAGGACAGAUGCUGGAGAGUCGGCCAAGAAAGUUGGCGUCGUGUACGAGCAUUUGACCGUGAAAGGCGUGGGUGCCCAGGCAACUUUCACAAAGACGCUGCCCGAAGCCAUCAUGGGGACCUUUGGGCCUGAUCUGUACCGUAUCGUCACCAGAUUUGUCCCGGCGCUGAGGUUUGGCAACCACCCACCUACACGAGACCUCAUCCAUGAUUUUACCGGAGUCGUUCGUGAUGGCGAGAUGAUGCUGGUGCUCGGUCGGCCUGGGUCGGGAUGCUCGACGUUUCUCAAAGCCAUUGCGAACCAGCGGGAUAGUUUCGCGGCAGUCGAGGGCAAAAUCAGCUAUGGUGGCAUCUCGGCCGAAGAACAGAGGAAGCAUUAUCUUGGAGAGGUCAACUACAAUCCGGAGGACGAUCAGCACCUGCCCAACUUGACCGUGUGGCAAACACUGAGGUUCGCAUUGAUGAACAAGACCACGAAACAUGAAGCUGGCUCCAUACCUGUCAUCAUCGAAGCACUACUCCGAAUGUUCGGCAUUUCCCACACGAGAGACACGCUGGUCGGAAAUGAGUACGUUCGGGGUGUCUCUGGCGGCGAACGGAAACGAGUGGGUAUUGCUGAGACAUUGGCGACAAAGUCGACCGUCGUCUGCUGGGAUAACUCGACGCGUGGUCUCGACGCGUCCACCGCUUUAGACUAUGCAAAAUCUCUGCGAGUCAUGACCGACAUUUCCAACCGGACGACCAUUGUAACUCUGUAUCAGGCUGGUGAAGGUAUUUACGAGCUGAUGGACAAGGUCUUGGUCAUCGAGGAAGGUCGAAUGCUCUACCAGGGCCCUGCUAAACUGGCGCGACAAUACUUCAUUGAUCUCGGCUUUCAAGCGCCCGACCGUCAGACCACUGCCGAUUUCUUGACAUCCGUGGGUGAUCCGAAUGAGCGUCAGUUUCAGCCUGGCAAGGAGGCAUCCACGCCCAAAAGUGCCGAGGAGCUCGAGGCUGCCUUCCGCAAAUCCGAGAUUUACAAGCAGACAAUUGCCGAUGUCCAAGAAUAUGAGAACCACCUUCAACGCACCGAUUGCGCAAAUACCAGGCGCUUUCAAGAGGCCGUCGAGGAGUCGAAAAGCAACAGCAAACUCGUGUCACCCCGGUCCAGCUAUACUGUUUCUUUCUGGAAACAGGUGUUGGCUUGCACCCUCCGUGAAUUCUGGCUUCUCUGGGGUGACAAAACGUCACUUUACACGAAGGCAUUUAUUAUCGUUGCCAAUGCUCUUAUCGUCGGCUCGUUGUUCUACGGCGAGAGUCUUGACACGUCCGGCGCCUUUUCCCGCGGUGGUGCCCUGUUCUUUUCGGUCCUCUUCCUUGGCUGGCUACAACUGACCGAAUUGAUGAGGGCUGUGAGUGGUCGUGUCGUGGUUGCUCGACACCGAGAAUAUGCAUUCUAUCGACCCAGCGCAGUCGUUAUCGCACGAGUACUCCUGGAUCUACCCGUCAUCGCCGUUCAGGCCGUGGUAUUCACUAUCAUACUGUACUUCAUGGCCAGCCUUGACGUCGAUGCUGGCAAAUUUUUCAUCAACCUACUCUUCGUCUACAUCAGCACGAUCUGUAUCACAGCUCUAUAUCGGAUGUUUGCGGCCUUGAGUCCGACGAUCGACGAUGCAGUGCGCUUUUCAGGAACUGCACUCAAUCUGCUGCUCAUCUUUGUUGGAUAUACAAUUCCCAAACGCACAUUGACUAGCGAUGUCAUUUGGUUCGGGUGGCUCUAUUAUGUCAAUCCAGUGGCCUACAGUUAUGAGGCUGUGCUCACCAAUGAAUUCUCAGAUCGAACCAUGCAAUGUGCACCUGCUAAUUUGGUCCCUCAAGGCCCUAACGUCGACCCGGCAUAUCAGGGCUGUUCGUUAACGGGUGCUACUGUGGGAAGCAACACUGUCAGUGGUGCUGCCUAUGUCGGACAGUCUUUUGGGUACUCUCGGUCGCAUCUGUGGCGCAAUUUCGGCGUCGUCGUUGCCUUCACAGUCUUGUACAUUCUAAUCACUGCUGUUGCAUCUGAAAUGUUCUCCUUCACUCACGAAGGCGGCGGUGCAUUGGUCUUCAAGAAGACGCGGAAAGCUAAGAAGUUGGUCAGCGCUGAAGCCAAGGUCUCUGACGAGGAGAAAGGAGCGGUUCCACCCGAACCAGUGUCAAGCGGGUCCUCAGAAACAGUGCAGGAUGAGAAAGACAACAUUGUGAACAAUAUUGCCCAGAGCAAAAGCGUCUUUACCUGGGAAAAUGUCAAGUAUGAAGUCCCAUAUCAAGGUGGAAAGAAACAACUGCUCAACGGAGUCAAUGGCUACGUCAAGCCAGGACUCAUGAUAGCACUGAUGGGUGCAAGUGGCGCAGGAAAAACCACACUCCUGAACACGCUUUCCCAGCGACAGACUACGGGCACCGUCUCUGGUGACAUGCUUGUGGAUGGCCGACCACUCGGGAUUGAGUUCCAAAGAGGGACAGGCUUCUGCGAGCAGAUGGACUUGCAUGACGAGACAGCCACCAUUCGCGAAGCACUUGAAUUUUCGGCUAUAUUACGACAAGAUCGCGAGGUCCCAAAACAGGAGAAACUCGACUAUGUCGACAAGAUCAUCAACCUACUGGAAUUGAACAGUAUUCAAGACGCCAUCGUUGCUUCGUUGGGUGUUGAACAGCGUAAAAGACUGACCAUUGGCGUCGAAUUAGCGGCCAAACCAGAAUUGCUCUUGUUCUUGGAUGAGCCGACGAGCGGCUUGGACUCGCAAUCGGCGUUUUCGAUCGUCCGCUUCUUGAAAAAGCUCUCCCAUGCUGGCCAGGCCAUCAUCUGCACAAUCCAUCAACCUUCGUCAAUGUUGAUUCAGCAAUUCGACAUGGUUUUGGCACUAAACCCAGGCGGCAACCCGUUCUACUUUGGUCCGAUCGGCGAAAACGGUUCGGCGGUUAUCGAUUACUUCGCAAAGCGCGGUACGCAAUGCCCACCGCACAAGAAUGUGGCUGAGUUUAUCCUCGAGACUGCCGCGAAAGGUGGCAAGAGAAGAGCUGACGGCAAACGAGUCAACUGGAACAAAGAGUGGCUGGAGUCUGAGGAGAAUGCCCAAAUGCUCAAAGAGAUUCAGCGGCUCAAGGAAGAACGAUCCAGAGAGCCCGUCAAGGAAACAAAAGCUCGCGCGUUUGCUGCACCCGUCACAUUGCAAACGAUCGAGCUCACCAAGCGAACGUUUCGGAACUAUUGGCGCGAUCCGUCGUACCUGUAUGCCAAACUCUUCGUAAGCGUCGUUAUCGGCAUCUUCAACGGCUUCACAUUCUGGAAUCUAGAGAACUCGGUCGCAUCACUCCAGUCACGCCUCUUCUCUCCGUUCCUGGUCCUGCUCAUUCCGCCUACCAUCGUCAACGGCGUGGUUCCCAAAUUCUACCAGAGUCGAUCGCUCUGGGAAGCCCGCGAAUACCCAUCCCGAAUCUACGGCUGGGUCGCUUUCUGCACGGCCCAAGUUGUCGCUGAGAUCCCCAUGGCUAUCGUUUCGUCGGUCGUCUACUGGGUGAUAUGGUACUACCCGGCCAAUCUACCCCGCGACAGCAGCGCAGCGGGCUACGUCUUCCUGAUGACCAUGCUCUUCUAUCUAUUUAUGUCGAGUUGGGGUCAAUGGAUCUGCGCCUUCGCCCCGAGUUUUACUGUCAUCAGCAACAUCCUGCCCUUCUUCUUCGUCGUGUUAGGCAUCUUCAACGGUGUUGUCAGGCCGUGGCCCCAAAUGCCUGUCUUCUGGAAGUAUUUUGUAUAUUGGCUGAACCCUUCGACAUGGUGGAUUUCCGGCGUCCUUGCCGCGACGUUGAAGAACCUCCCGAUCCGAUGCCGUCAAGGUGAGAGUACGCUGUUCAACGCCCCUCCGGGACAGACAUGUCAAGGAUAUGCCGGUGAAUUCGUCAGGUCCGUGGGCCAGGGAUACGUACAAGCGACGGCCAACGGGACGUGUGCGUACUGUCCAUACGCGAGUGGGGAUGAAUACCUAGUCACGCUGAACAUCAGGCCCGAUCAGAAGUGGAGGGAUUUUGGGAUUUUCUUGGUCUUUGUCUUCACGAAUUGGUUGCUCGUGUACUUCUUCGUAUACACGGUCAGGGUGAAGAAGUGGGGAUUCGGCAUGGGCUAUCUGUUCGGUGGAACGGGAAAGUUAAUGAACUCUGUUGGCAAAAUGUUCAGGAGAAAGUGAAGAAAUCAUGAAUGGUGGGUCAGAAAGGGUUUCGACAUGUUUUGAAACAGUUUGUCUGUGUUGGAGAUACGAACAAUUGAGGGACGAAAAUAUGAUCUGAUACCAAAAAGCACGGUGUUGGGGCGCGUUCAAAGACUGGGGUGCGCUUUGGUUUCUCAUGAUCCAGCUCGGAGUCAGGUUAGCUAGCUGCUACAGUAGUUAGAUUAGUUGCGCAAGAUCAAGUUCAAGUUCAAGU
This is a messenger RNA of Exophiala xenobiotica, 5374 nucleotides long. RefSeq lists its product as uncharacterized. The coding region runs from base 454 to 5139 and encodes 1561 amino acids. Gene Ontology annotation, molecular function: ATP hydrolysis activity; ATP binding; ABC-type transporter activity. NCBI's taxonomy places the organism in Eukaryota, Fungi, Ascomycota, Eurotiomycetes, Chaetothyriales, Herpotrichiellaceae. Gene Ontology annotation, cellular component: membrane. Gene Ontology annotation, biological process: transmembrane transport. The record is from RefSeq and is a predicted model, not a curated record. The transcript is spliced from 2 exons.